This is a messenger RNA of Darwinula stevensoni, 321 nucleotides long. The record is from the annotation of a GenBank genome assembly. Lineage: Eukaryota; Metazoa; Arthropoda; Ostracoda; Podocopida; Darwinulidae.
AUGUCGGAUCGGGAGGUUGACCUUCCGCUCUCUCGUAUGAAGAAGUGGAGACGUCAUCUACUGGGAAGGACCUUAUCGUCACCACAACAGAACUCCUUAUUCAAUGAUUUGAAGCACCAAACCCUUGGAGAACACCUCAAGCAUGAGCGUGGGAAUUGGAUAUUUGUAUUUCAAGUCAUCCCACCUGAGACACCUUUAUGGAAAGUUGCAUCUGUCAUGGCACAGGACCUGUCCCAUGUCACUGAUGAUCUCCUCAAGAUUCGGGUCAUGCACAUGAUUCUCAGUGUUCGGGAACUUCUUCAUCAUGCGCAGGUGAGGUGA